Molecule: messenger RNA, 1283 nt
Organism: Rhododendron vialii
Lineage: Eukaryota; Viridiplantae; Streptophyta; Magnoliopsida; Ericales; Ericaceae
Product: 3-oxoacyl-[acyl-carrier-protein] reductase 4-like
Exons: 11
Coding region: 136-1095 (319 amino acids)
Biological process (GO): fatty acid biosynthetic process
Molecular function (GO): 3-oxoacyl-[acyl-carrier-protein] reductase (NADPH) activity; NAD binding
Source: RefSeq, a predicted model, not a curated record
UCUUUGUAUUCAUCGCCACUCUCUCUGACUUCGGUGCUUCCAAAGCAACUAUCUCUCUCUCUCUCUCUCUCUCUCUCUCUCUCUCUCUCUCUCUCCUCCUGAAUCGUUUCCGUUCAAAUUUUCACCAGAGCUUCAAUGGCUACUCCAACCGUCACAGCCUUCAAAACCGCCGCGAUCGCACGUACCGGCGACCUGAAACUCGCUCAUUUCCGGCAAUGCUCUCCGGUUACCGGCCGAGUUGGAUCCGUUCACCUCCGGCAGAGCCUCAAAUCGCAUUGCGGGUCGUUAGUUUCGGCCGGUGUAAAAGCGCAGGUCGCCACUGUUGCACAAGCUAGUAUUGAAUCAACUCAAAGCGUGGAAGCUCCUGUUGUUGUGGUCACUGGAGCCUCUAGAGGCAUUGGCCGAGCUAUCGCGUUGGCUUUGGGGAACGCUGGUUGUAAGGUUCUGGUUAAUUAUGCUAGGUCAUCGAAGGAGGCAGAAGAAGUUUGUAAAGAGAUCGAGACAUGUGGUGGUCAGGCUCUUACUUUUGGGGGAGAUGUUUCAAAAGAAGAGGAUGUGGAAUCAAUGAUCAAAACUGCAGUUGACACAUGGGGAACUGUUGAUAUAUUGAUAAACAAUGCAGGUAUUACUAGAGAUGGUUUAUUGAUGAGAAUGAAGACUUCUCAGUGGCAGGAAGUUAUAGAUCUGAAUCUCACUGGUGUAUACCACUGCACACAGGCUGCGGCCAAAAUUAUGAUGAAAAAGAAAAAGGGGAGGAUAAUUAAUAUAGCAUCAGUUGUUGGUCUUACUGGUAAUAUUGGGCAAGCCAAUUAUAGUGCUGCCAAAGCAGGGGUAAUUGGCCUAACGAAAACCGUGGCAAAGGAAUAUGCAAGCAGGAAUGUUAAUGUUAAUGCUGUUGCCCCAGGAUUCAUUGCAUCUGAUAUGACCGCUAAGCUUGGGGGAGACAUUGAGAAGAAAAUCUUGGAAACCAUCCCUUUGGGUAGGUAUGGCCAACCGGAAGAAAUUGCUGGGCUGGUAGAAUUCUUGGCCCUCAAUCCUGCAGCCAGUUACAUUACUGGACAGGUGUUCACCAUUGACGGAGGAAUGGUUAUAUAGGAGGUCGAGGAAUGGUGAUGAAGGAGGUCGCACACGUUCUUUUUAAGAUAUGCUGUAGAAAACAAAUAAACAAAUAAGUACUGUUGAGGAAGGUUUGAUUGAAUUGAUUAACACAAAUUGUUGUACGAGUUUAUGAAACUUGGGAUCACAAAACGGGAUUUAUGAAUGAAUCGCCGUAUUUGCAUCAA